Hypoxylon fragiforme is the source of this 2266-nucleotide messenger RNA. Its product is annotated as Aldehyde/histidinol dehydrogenase. Bases 313 to 2037 code for a protein of 574 amino acids. Lineage: Eukaryota; Fungi; Ascomycota; Sordariomycetes; Xylariales; Hypoxylaceae. The transcript is spliced from 2 exons. Gene Ontology annotation, cellular component: mitochondrion. Gene Ontology annotation, biological process: L-valine catabolic process; thymine catabolic process. The record is from RefSeq and is a predicted model, not a curated record. Gene Ontology annotation, molecular function: methylmalonate-semialdehyde dehydrogenase (acylating, NAD+) activity; malonate-semialdehyde dehydrogenase (acetylating, [NAD(P)+]) activity.
CAGGUAUCGGGUAUCCGGUGUUCGGGUAUUCGGCUUGCGGCGGCAGUGACUUGCCAUGACCCCUCUUACCUAAUUGAACUCUUUAUCACUCUUUAUCAAGCAUCUCCUCGGUGCUGGUCGCCCCGAUAGCGCUACCUCUCUCCCGGGACCAAUAUAUGCAUCGGUGGCUGGACCAAAGCCAAUAAACUUAAGGGUUGGAAGUUUCGCUUGUCGGUGAAUCAGGUUGACGUGGCUGUUCUUCAUACGUAUUAUAAUCUGUGAUACCUACAAUACUACUAGGUACUUGGCAUACCUAGUACCUACCUACUCAACAUGCACCGCCUUGCACGUACCCGAAACAUCAGUACCAGCGCUGGCCGUACUAUCGCACGUCUAUCAUUCUCUUCUUCCUCCCUAUCAUCUCGGGUCACCCCAAGAAUGGCAUCUCAAACGGCGGCCAUAAGGCGGAUAGCCAUCGCAUCUCAGCAAGCUCAUCCUAUGAGUGCCCUUGCUUCCACCGCAACAAGUUUCCCUACGACACACGAGAAGAUUUCCAAGCCCGAAGACACACCCUACUUCUUAAACAAUGAAUUUGUACCGAGUAAAACGGAUGAGUUUAUUGAUUUAUACGACCCGGCCACGAACAAUCUCGUUACUCGGGUCCCGCAGAUGAAGGAUGAUGAACUUCGAGCUGCUGUUGAUAGUGCUCAGAAGGCCUUCCCCGCAUGGCGGAGUACAAGCGUGCUAGCCCGUCAGCAGAUCAUGUUCAAGUUUGUCAGCUUAAUUCGUGAGAACUGGGAUCGAUUAGCAGCUAGCAUCACCCUCGAGCAGGGGAAGACCUUUGUCGAUGCCAGGGGUGAUGUUCUGCGAGGUUUGCAGGUAGCUGAGGCAGCAUGCGGUGCACCAGAACUGCUGAAGGGCGAGCUGCUUGAAGUAGCCAAGGAUAUGGAAACAAGGACCUACAAAGAACCAUUGGGCGUCGUUGCUGCCAUUUGCCCCUUUAACUUCCCCGCCAUGAUUCCAUUGUGGUGCAUCCCGAUCGCUACGGUGACCGGUAACACCUUGAUAUUGAAGCCUUCCGAGAGGGACCCCGGUGCGGCGAUGAUAUUGGUUGAGCUAGCCAAGAAGGCUGGGUUUCCUGAUGGCGUCAUCAACGUAGUUCACGGCGCCCACCGGACUGUUGACUUCAUCUUGGACGCCCCAGAAGUCAAAGCGGUGAGCUUCGUUGGCAGCAACAAGGCGGGCGAGUACAUCUAUAAUCGGGCGUCUGCAAACGGCAAGAGAGUGCAGGCCAACCUCGGCGCCAAGAAUCAUGCUGCAGUUAUGCCAGACUGCAACAAGAACCAGUUCAUCAAUGCCGUCGUUGGUGCUGCUUUCGGUGCUGCUGGUCAGCGAUGCAUGGCCCUCAGCACGUUAGUCAUGGUUGGCGAGACUAAGGAAUGGCUUUCCGAUGUAGCCGAAAGUGCCAAGCGACUUUCAGUCAACGGUGGCUUCGAGGAAGGCGCUGAUCUAGGCCCUGUCAUCUCCCCUCAGAGCAAGGAGAGGAUCGAGAGUCUGAUCGCCAGCGCCGAGAAGGAAGGCGCAACUAUUCUACUCGACGGACGUGGUUAUAAGCCGGAGAAAUAUCCCAAUGGCAACUGGGUAGGGCCGACCAUUAUCAGCAAUGUAACACCAGAGAUGAAGUGCUACAAGGAAGAGAUCUUCGGUCCAGUACUAGUGUGUCUCAACGUAGACACAUUGGACGAGGCGAUUGAGCUAAUCAACAACAACGAAUAUGGCAACGGCACGGCUAUCUUCACACGGUCAGGUCCGACGGCCGAGACAUUCCGCCGCAACAUUGAAGCCGGCCAGGUCGGUAUCAACGUACCGAUCCCGGUUCCUCUGCCCAUGUUCUCGUUCACGGGCAACAAGAGAAGUAUCGCGGGUGGUGGUGCGAACACGUUCUACGGCAGACCGGGAGUCGGGUUUUAUACCCAACAGAAGACAGUUACGGCUAUGUGGUCGAGCGCGGAUGCGCUGGAGAGGAAGGCGGAUGUUGCCAUGCCUACGCAUAAUUAGGAGGUGAACCAGGAAAGGGGGGAUACUAAAAUGAAUGCUGUAUAUAAUACGGAUAACGUGACAGAAUGAGAAAUGGGUCAUGAAGUUGCGCUUUGGUUGCAUCUUGACGUUUUAUAUACCUAUAUGAUCCCAUUUUGAACGGUGUAGUUAGUUUUGUGAUUACCUAGUAUUGAAUACCUAUGUAGGCAGGUAGGUACCUCACAAAUCAUGCAAAGUAAUAGAGGAAAGC